Molecule: messenger RNA, 957 nt
Organism: Cantharellus anzutake
Lineage: Eukaryota; Fungi; Basidiomycota; Agaricomycetes; Cantharellales; Hydnaceae
Product: kinase-like domain-containing protein
Exons: 6
Coding region: 87-830 (247 amino acids)
Biological process (GO): protein phosphorylation
Molecular function (GO): protein kinase activity; ATP binding
Source: RefSeq, a predicted model, not a curated record
CUUUCGGAGGAUGAAGUAAUUCAGCUCAUGAGGGAAGUGGAGCUUCUCAAGAGACUCUCUCAUCCAGCAUAGUCAAGUAUGAAGGCAUGGUGAGGGAUAAAGAACAUCUGAGUAUUGUGUUGGAGUAUGUAGAAAACGGAUCCCUGGGCCAAACUCUCAGAGCCUUUGGAAAGUUGAAUGAGAGGCUUGUUGCGAGCUAUGUUGUGAAGAUCUUGGAGGGUCUUCAUUACCUCCAUACCUCGAAGGUUGUGCAUUGCGACCUCAAGGCUGCCAACAUCCUGACAACAAAGAACGGGAAUGUUAAGUUGUCAGACUUUGGAGUUUCUCUCAACUUGCAUGCAAUGGAGAACACCAGAAACGACGCGGCUGGGACUCCCAACUGGAUGAGCGUAGUGGCGCCAGAAGUUAUCGAAUUGAAAGGCGCGUCACCGGCCUCCGACAUAUGGUCACUUGGAUGUACGAUCAUUGAGCUUAUAACUGGCAAGCCGCCUUACGCGGAAAUUCAGAACGGGCUCUCUGUAAUGUUUCGUAUUGUUGAGGACCGCAGUCCUCAGCCCCCACCAGGGUGCUCGGACGAUUUAAAGGAUUUCCUCCAAAGGUGCUUUGACAAAGACCCACAUAGGCGACCCGAUGCCGUGAAUCUGUUUGAGCAUCCGUGGCUCAAGAGCAGCUGGGGAGAACAUAAAGUACGCCAUUUUUUUCGUAUGAACAAAUCUCCUGAACAUCCUCCAGGAGUUGCGACCCCAAGACAGUCUGCCAUUUCUCAGGCGCGUAAGCGUGGAUGUUCAGCGAGGCUCUUUAGCACAUCAGAGACCAUUCCCCUCAAGUGAAGCGUCUAACGCGGUGCGGGAUGAGUCUAAAUUCGACGAACCUUCUCUAAUUGAACCAGCGAAGAUGCAUGCAUUUGUUCGUACAUCCUUUGUCGAUGCCAUUGAUUGUCGUGUUUGUUGCACACCA